This is a messenger RNA of Lepus europaeus (European hare), 1199 nucleotides long. It is a transcript of the gene DNAJC19, whose product is annotated as DnaJ heat shock protein family (Hsp40) member C19. Gene Ontology annotation, cellular component: PAM complex, Tim23 associated import motor. The record is from RefSeq and is a predicted model, not a curated record. The transcript has 7 exons. Gene Ontology annotation, molecular function: ATPase activator activity. Bases 87 to 437 code for a protein of 116 amino acids. Lineage: Eukaryota; Metazoa; Chordata; Mammalia; Lagomorpha; Leporidae. Gene Ontology annotation, biological process: protein import into mitochondrial matrix.
GGGUAAAGGCGUCUGGGUGGUGGCCGCGGCCUCUGGGCUGGGAUGUACCGAGCUCCCAGUGAAGGCAGGGGAGCUGAGCCCGAGCCAUGGCCAGUACAGUGGUAGCGGUUGGAUUGACCAUUGCUGCUGCAGGAUUUGCAGGCCGUUAUGUAUUGCAAGCCAUGAAGCAUAUGGAGCCUCAAGUAAAGCAAGUUUUUCAAAGUCUACCAAAAUCUGCCUUCAGUGGCGGUUAUUACAGAGGUGGAUUUGAACCCAAAAUGACAAAACGAGAAGCAGCGUUAAUACUAGGCGUAAGCCCUACUGCCAAUAAAGGAAAAAUAAGAGAUGCACAUCGACGGAUUAUGCUCUUAAAUCACCCAGACAAAGGAGGAUCACCUUAUAUAGCAGCCAAAAUCAAUGAAGCUAAAGAUUUACUAGAAGGUCAAGCUAAAAAAUGAAGUCCACUCAAGUUACCUGGCUGUCUAUCUUCUGCCUGACCCCUGAAACGACGCCUGCGGCUACGAUUGCGUCGCUGGGGUUUUUUUUCACUAUCAUCUGCAAUUGCAAAGUUUACCAUGAACUAUUCUGACAAAAUAAAAACAGAUACAAAACUUCUUCCCUUCAAAGAUUUCAGAGGACAAAGAAACUUUUAAUUAAAUAUUAAAUGAAACACAACACACUGCUUAUAGGAAAUACACAUUUAUAACUUUUAAGCAUUUGUAAUAGAAUAAAACUGAAAUUACCCUUUGGAAAUUAAGAGUUUUAUCUCAAAAUAAACUAAACUCUCAGGCAAUUUAAGUCAUCCUUCAAGAAUAAAGCUUUCUUCUCCAAUACAGAAUGGUUUUUACCAAACUUAAUAAAAUUUGGAAAUUAAUGCCCACUCCUGAUAAUACAUACCUUCACUAAUGUCAUUUAGAGUAAUUUUCAAGAGGCAAACUGAAAGCCCAAAUUUUGGUUUAAGGACCAUAAGUAUGGUGCAGUUUAAAUUUGUAUUUAGUUAAUGGUAUCAAAGGGCACUUUAAUAAACACUUCAAAUAAUAAACAGCCUCAAACAAUCUGACAAAUCUGAGAAGUAGACAUUUAAGACUGACAAAAAGCUAUCUAGUUUAUUUUGUUUAAACCCUAAAAAAAUUCAAUUUAUGAAUUACAUGUUUUUAGGAAAAUGCUUCAUACAUUAAUAUUAUAUAAUUAUGUAUCUUUCCCCUAAGUGCUUACAUACC